Molecule: messenger RNA, 1285 nt
Organism: Saccoglossus kowalevskii
Lineage: Eukaryota; Metazoa; Hemichordata; Enteropneusta; Harrimaniidae
Source: RefSeq, a predicted model, not a curated record
CAGGUCUCGCCAUAUUUAUUUUUGUACACAGAGCCAGUGUAACAUUCAUGAUUGACUUUAAAUACACUUGUUGCAUGGAUUAAAGACUAUCGGCGACUGGUAUAGUUGUUAUUUGUUGUUACAUUGGAUCAAGCACCUUUCUCAUCAUGCAGGAUUGGUUUUACCAUGCUCCAGCCAAGCGACGUGAAGACUGUGGAGCCGUGGAAUACCCUGCACCAUCACAGAUUCCAUUAUUAAGUGGUGUAGAACUAGAUGGAACUGAAGAUGAAUAUAGUGCCAAACGGGGUUACUAUAAAGAAAGUGAUACCAAGUACAUAAGACUUGCUAAGCAAGGUGGAAGGAAAGAUUUACUCAGAUUUCGAAGUCCCAAAACGUUAUCAGAGGAACCAGUUCCAUAUCCCAGACCAGAAUGGUUAGACUGGAAUGAGACACGGGAGCCAGAUGCUGGACCAAGGCAGGUAUACAUGCCAGAAUACAUGGUAUAUGAUGAACACCAGGCAGAUGCAGAUGCUGAACCAUAUUAUGCCAGACAACCUCCAUACUCACUUCAUGACAACAUAAGUGUAUUUCAACGAGAUGGUGCAAAGGCUACAGAUAAAACAGUCAGGUUGCCUGAGAUAAAACGACCGCAUAAACGACAUACAUUCCAAAAAGUACAGAGCAAUAAACCAGCUGGGUUGGAUAGAACAGGAAAGAAACAACAACCAGCAAACAGACCUGGAGUGAAUGACACUGAGCCAGUGGCCUUCAAUAAAUUACUUAGUAUGGGAUACCAGAAAGAUUGGGUUCUGGAAAGAGAAAAAUAUUAUAAAAAACAACAGUCUGUGAUUGACCAAAAGAGGAAACUGGUACCUGCAAAUGCGGCAACAGUCUCUGAAUACCAAGAAGCAAUUGGUAAAGGAGUGGAUAAGCCUGUGUCAGGACAAACAUCAACACAGAGAAGAACCAAAUUUAGUGCAAGUGAAAAGAAAGAAAUACCAGUGGAAGAUGACAAAUUAUUUAAACUUAGCAAAUUUAACAAAGUUCAAGCUAAAGUGAACACUCGUCGAGAGGAUCAAACAUAUCCACACAACAUGCAAUCAUCACAACCACAACCAAUGGAAGCUUAAAUUAAAAAUAUAAUCAUUUCUCUACAACUGUGACUGAUCUUCAGUAUAAACACAGUUUUCAUUUCCUGUCUAUUCUGUAUAUUUUGUAUCACAAUUCCAUAUGUUAUUACACAAUAAUGUAAUUCAUGUUUGUUUAUAUUAAAAUAUAUGUUAUCAAUAAAUUUUUGGUUUGUUUA